AUGCCCCCGACCGAAAUCAAGACCGAUGCGUUGCAGGAAUUCAACGAGUUGGCUUCUUGGGUUCAUCGAAACGCAAAAAUGGAGCCGGAGAAAGGGAAGGAGAACAAACUAGUAUGCACGGACAAAGCUCGCGAAGCCAAAGUGCGACCAUUAUUAGAGAAGCUGGGAUAUGCCAAUAUACCGGGUCAUCUCGCCUCGCUGCAGCGAAUAUUUGGAAAAGCCCUGAUCGAAAAACCCAAUGAUGAUCGAUCGGUGUUAUUUUUCCCUCUGUCGAUUGGGUCAGGACCUGAAAGUAUAGGCUCUGGGAACAUGCAUGUCGCGGGUGAAACCCUCAAACCCGGAACCUAUAUUCAACUAACGGAGACUCUGGAGCUGAACGAGCAAUUAGACUGUCUGAUUGUCCUUCUACCAUAG
Molecule: messenger RNA, 414 nt
Organism: Penicillium brevicompactum
Lineage: Eukaryota; Fungi; Ascomycota; Eurotiomycetes; Eurotiales; Aspergillaceae
Exons: 2
Coding region: 1-414 (137 amino acids)
Source: RefSeq, a predicted model, not a curated record